GGCAACUAACCUCGGGACUUAUCGCCGUAGCAACUUCAAAGUUAAACUAUGGAUGUACUUUAGUACUUGGAACAAACGAACAACUUGAGCCGUGAUUACCAUCUUGAUGUUCAUCUUUUGAAUUAGAACAUUUCUUAUCAUAUUUAUUUAUACCUUCUAGACUGCGUUUGGCAGAAUGGGUCAUCUGGUAACCGUUGCGACUUGCUCGCUGAACCAGUGGGCCCUUGACUGGGAGGGAAACACUCAGCGUAUUAUCGAGAGUAUCCAAAAAGCCAAGGAAGCUGGUGCACGAUUACGGGUUGGGCCAGAGCUGGAAAUAUGCGGUUAUGGGUGUCUCGAUCAUUUGAUGGAGCAGGACCUCUACCUGCACUCUUUAGAGAUGCUAAGUCGCAUUCUCCUUGAUGAGAGUUGUCAUGGUAUACUGUUGGAUAUUGGUAUGCCUAUCCAGCAUCGCAAUCAGCGAUUCAAUUGCAGAGUCAUAUGCCUCAACUCCAAGAUCCUGAUGAUCAGGCCCAAAAUGUGGCUUGCCAAUGACGGCAAUUAUAGGGAAAUGAGAUUCUUCACGCCGUGGAUGCACCCCCGCGAAGUCGAAGACUAUCAUUUGCCUCGCAUGUUGCAGGAGAUCCAAGGAGCCACACACGUGCCCUUUGGCGAUGCCGUCAUUUCUACACCCGACACUUGCAUGGGUGCAGAAACGUGUGAGGAGCUGUUCACGCCCGCAGCACCGCACAUUGCCAUGAGUCUUGAUGGUGUAGAAAUAAUCACAAACUCCAGCGGCUCACACUUUGAGCUUCAGAAGCUCGAAACUCGUCUCCAACUCAUUAUGGAGGCUACUAGAAAGUGUGGAGGUGUUUACCUCUAUGCUAACCAACAGGGCUGUGACGGCGACCGCUUAUACUACGAUGGCUCAGCUAUGAUCAUUGUAAAUGGAAACAUUGUUGCCCAAGGCUCACAAUUCAGUCUCCGCGAUGUCGAGGUAUUGACAGCAACAGUUGAUUUGGAGGAAGUCCGUGCCUACCGGUCGGCUAUCUCUCGCGGUAUGCAAGCCGCUAGCUCUAACGCCAAAUACCAACGUAUCCAAACUUCUUUCGAACUCAGUUCAGAAGAGGACGAUUUCGAUAUUGAAAAGCGACCAACACCGCCAAUAAAACCCCGGUAUCAUACAGUAGAAGAAGAGGUCGCACUCUCGGCGGGCUGCUACCUUUGGGAUUAUCUAAGACGGUCAGGAGUAGCUGGAUAUCUAGUUCCGCUAAGUGGGGGCAUCGAUUCAUGUGCCACUGCGACUAUUGUUUACUCUAUGUGCCGUAUCGUCAUGGAUGCCAUUAAGGAAGGAAACUCCCAAGUGAUUGAAGAUGUCAAACGGAUCGCUAAGUACAAAGGGGAGAAUAUUCUUCCCGAGACUCCCCAGGAACUCUGCAAUCAAAUAUUCUCGACAAUAUACAUGGGAAUGAAGGCACAGAGCUCUCGAGAGACACGACAACGAGCAAAGGAUUUAUCAGAGGCUAUCGGCAGCUUCCAUGUCAACUUGGAUAUUGAUGAUAUCUAUAAUGCUCAGAAGGCUCUUCUCGUUGACACCUUGAACUUUGAACCAAAGUUCAAGGUACACGGUGGAACCCACCAGGAGAACAUCACUUUGCAGUGUCUACAAGCAAGAAUUCGUAUGGUUACAGCUUAUGAAUAUGGCCAAAUCUUGCCAACAGCUCGAAACAGACCCGGUGGUGGGAGCCUGCUCGUUCUUGGAAGCGCGAAUGUUGGAGAAUCUCUUCGCGGCUAUCUUACCAAGUACGAUUGCUCGAGUGCCGACAUUAAUCCAAUAGGGUCUAUAGACAAGGCCGAUUUAAAACGUUUCAUCGCUUGGGCCGAGAAGAACUUCGAUCUACCAUGUCUGCACGAUUUUCUAACUGCUGUGCCAACCGCAGAGCUUGAGCCUCUAACAGAUACCUACGUCCAGAGCGAUGAAGCAGACAUGGGAAUGACUUAUGACGAAUUGACAAUCUUCGGGCGUUUACGCAAGGAAAACAAGUUAGGGCCUUUCGGCAUGUUCCAGCGGCUAGUUCACGAUUGGAGUGUCGAUCGUGUCAAGGGUCCCGAUGACAAUGCCCCUGAGUACACUCCCGCUCAGGUGGCGGAGAAGGUCAAGCGAUUCUUCCACUUCUACGCCAUCAACCGCCACAAGAUGACAACUUUGACGCCCGCUCUGCACUGUAACCCCUACUCCCCCGACGACAACCGCUUUGACCUCCGACCGUUCCUGUACCCUUCAUUCUGGAAGUCAUGGUCCUUCAAGAAGAUCGAUCGGGAGUUGGAGAAGAUUGAGAAGCGGAUGGCAAAGAAGUAAAAAUAAAGAUUAACACUGGUAAAGCAAUAUUGGCUAUUUUCUGAGCUGGAAAGUCUUGUACAUACCCUCGAAGUUAGAUAUCAUAUACCUACAAUUCUAAUCAAUUCAAUCUCGGGCGUGGUCGUUGCAGGCC
Molecule: messenger RNA, 2471 nt
Organism: Hypoxylon fragiforme
Lineage: Eukaryota; Fungi; Ascomycota; Sordariomycetes; Xylariales; Hypoxylaceae
Product: glutamine-dependent NAD(+) synthetase with GAT domain-containing protein
Exons: 10
Coding region: 176-2338 (720 amino acids)
Biological process (GO): NAD+ biosynthetic process
Cellular component (GO): cytoplasm
Molecular function (GO): ATP binding; NAD+ synthase (glutamine-hydrolyzing) activity; glutaminase activity
Source: RefSeq, a predicted model, not a curated record